Rubroshorea leprosula is the source of this 1813-nucleotide messenger RNA. The record is from the annotation of a GenBank genome assembly. Lineage: Eukaryota; Viridiplantae; Streptophyta; Magnoliopsida; Malvales; Dipterocarpaceae.
AGCCUGCCCUUCAUGCUGCAAUUACCGCUGGCCAGGAGGACAUAGCAUGCUUCCUCUACCGAAGACUCCUUUACAAUUUUUACAGAGACUAUGGCUUCAUUCUUCUUGAAGAGUGUGUAACUAAGAAAAUGUUCAGUAAGAGCUCUAAUUAUCAUUUCUUUUCUUUCUCUUUGCUUUAUAAUUGUUAUUUUACUUUUCUCUAACAAAACUUUUUGAGAUCAGAAAUUGCAUGGGAUUUACUCAACCAUUUUCCAGAGUUGGCAACUAAAGAACCCUCUUAGGGUUACAUGCCAAUCAUUUUAACAGUUGCUAAAACACCACCUCCAUUCUACAGAAGAAGUCAACUUAAAUUUGUGAGAUUGUGGAUAUAUCAUUGCAUACAAGUAAAUGUAGAAUUAAUCAAUCCAAGCGAUGCAGCUCAUGAUGCCUCAGGAGAAGAACCCUCGUGUUAUCAAUCUUGUCUUCAAUUCCUAAAGGCACUACGACGCAAGCCGGUUACAACUCUUUUAAAGAUCCUUGGCAAGUUGGAUACACCUCUUUUAAAGAUCCUUGCAAAACAAACGUAUGAUCUAAAGUCGACAGGUGUGUUUGCUCGUAAGGUUGUAAGUUUCUUAUGUGAGAAAUUGCGAGGUUUACAACAGGACCAAUUUUCGCAAAAUAGAGCAGAGGAAGCUAUCUAUGAGGCUAUUAAGAAUGGAAUCCCAGAUAUUGUGAUUGAAAUUGAACCCACUAAAAAUCUGUUGUGGGCCAGCGCUAGCACUCAUUAUAAAGUUUUAAUAACCAUGGUUGCAUAUGCUAUAGCACAUCGUCAGGAGGAAGUGGCAAAAUAUCUUUAUAAAUAUGGGGCAGAUAUAUUUUAUGACAUUGAUGAAGAUGGAAACAACAACUUACAUCUAGCAGCAAAGUUGACUCUUCGUUUUCAACUAGAUCGCAUCUCCGAUGCAGCUUCGCAGUUGCAAAGUGAAGUACGCUGGUUUAAGUCGGUGGAAGAAAUUGUUCCACAGUUCUUCAACGAACAGAAAAAUAAAGAUGGUGAAACUCCUUACCAAGUGUUUGUUAAAGAACAUAAGAACAUGUUAAAAGAAGCUGAAGAAUGGAUGAAGAAAACUGCAGAAUCUUCUACAGUCAUAGGUGCUCUUAUUAUAACUAUUAUGUUUGCGGCGGCUUUUACUGUUCCAGGUGGGAACGAUCAAAAUACAGGCUUCCCCAUAUUUUUGAACACAACGGAACCGGCAGAAUCUUUUACGGUUACACCGUUUAAGGUAUUCAUAAUAUCAGAUGCAAUUUCCCUUUUCACUGCAGCCAGUUCAGUGUUGAUAUUUUUGGGGAUUCUCAGUGCACGUUACGCUUAUGAAGAUUUUCUUAUGUCCUUGCCCAUGAAGUUGAUUUUUGGUCUUUCUUUUCUCUUCAUCUCUAUUGCAACAAUGACAGUAGCAUUUUGUGCUACUCUUUACGUGAUGCUACGAGGUCAACAGAAGGAAGUCAUUCCAAUAACUGUGCUUGCUGGUAUUCUUAUCACGUGCCUUGCGUUGGUGCAGCUUCCUCUUCUUCUUAAGAAUAUGGCUUUAACUCCUAGGCCAAACAUCUUUGAUAGAAAAACUGCAACAGCACAGGAAUUGCUUGCCAGUAAUAUUCCCAUCCUUUCAUUUGUGGUAGACGUAGUUAUCGAAAUAAAGGACCGACUGAUCAGCUAUCUAAGAAGCAGAAAAGGAUAGUCAUAGUUAAGUGUACUUUUUGUUUUUUUAGCUAUGUGGAGCAAUUAAACGAAUGUUGGCUAUAUAUUUUUUAGUUGGAACAAAUACUUGGUGGAUCG